GAGAUCUGUUUCAUGAGGUCAAAGAGGAUCACCAGUUUAAGGAUUUUUGGGAGUGAAAGCUGGGAAAUAUUCGCCUUUCACUCUGCAUCACAGAGAAUGUCCAGACAUUAGAUCAUGGAAUGGGUGAAGUUUGAACACACGCACUACCGGACCGAUUGCUGAAUGCUCCAAGAAUGCAGGCUGCUUAAAGAGGACGAAUCUACAACAUUUGAUAUGGCCUAUGAUGAUACCAGAGAAUCCCUGAUUGGGAAUUCAGUUGAUGCUUCGAAUCAUCCCAAGGACAAGAGCAAUGCAGUCCAGAGAAGAAGACACCACCGAAAUUCUCCUUCAGCGGAUAAUUUCCCCGAGCAGAAUGGCACGGAACCUCAUCUUCACGAGUCUACAAAAGAACCCACAUUUAGAAAAAUCCUAGUAGUUUUGGCUGCAUACCUCGGCCUGGGAAGCUUUUGCUUCUUUCUUCUGGGGAACCAAAUCUCGGGCAAGAAGACGAAUGGUCUACUUGAUGCCCUUUACUUUUGCGUCGUCACCAUGACUACUGUGGGAUAUGGAGAUCUCGUCCCAAGUAGCACAUUGGCAAAACUUCUCGCCUCAACAUAUGUUUUCGCAGGAAUGGCUCUUGGCGGGCUGAUCCUAAGCAAAGCGGCUGAUUACAUUCUUGAAAAGCAGGAAGUUAUUUUAGUAAGAGCUAUGCACCUGAAUGAAAAGGUUGGUCCAGCCGAAAUCCUGAAGGAGAUGGAAGCCCACAAAAUAAAAUAUAGAUUUCUCACUUCCCUUGUUCUUCUCGUGGUCCUUACUGUACUUGGAACCGUGUUUUUGUCGGUCGUCGAGAACUUUAAAUUCGUUGAUGCUUUCUAUUGUGUUUGCGCCACUAUUACUACUCUAGGCUAUGGAGAUGAAAGUUUCUCGACCACCGGUGGCAGAAUCUUCGCCGUGUUUUGGAUACUGGCCAGUACCAUUUGUGUGGCUCAGUUUUUUUUCUACCUUGCUGAAAUGUACACAGAAAGCAGGCAAAGAUCAUUCGUAAAAUGGGUUCUCACACGAAAUAUUACGAGGUCGGAUUUAGAGGCAGCAGAUCUUGAUCGUGACAGUGUUGUCAGUGCUGCGGAGUUCGUCGUAUACAAGAUCCAGGAAAUGGGAAAGAUCAGCCGGGAAGAUGUUACGGCUAUCUUGGAAAGGUUCCGGAAUCUUGACGUCGAUCAUUCUGGAACUUUGACAACGUCUGAUUUAGUUCAGGCCCGAAGUUAGGGGGGGUUUUGCUGCUUGUUUCCGAGGAUUAUACUUACGUACUUUAGUCUUGCAUUACUCAUACGCACCGCUGUUACUUGCUGAUGUUGCUGAAGUUUUUUCUGUUGGCUUCAACCAUGAGU
Eucalyptus grandis is the source of this 1367-nucleotide messenger RNA. Its product is annotated as two-pore potassium channel 1. The coding region runs from base 163 to 1245 and encodes 360 amino acids. The record is from RefSeq and is a predicted model, not a curated record. Gene Ontology annotation, molecular function: calcium ion binding; potassium ion leak channel activity. The transcript is spliced from 2 exons. NCBI's taxonomy places the organism in Eukaryota, Viridiplantae, Streptophyta, Magnoliopsida, Myrtales, Myrtaceae. Gene Ontology annotation, cellular component: plant-type vacuole membrane. Gene Ontology annotation, biological process: stabilization of membrane potential; potassium ion transmembrane transport.